Fulvia fulva is the source of this 885-nucleotide messenger RNA. Its product is annotated as Rhamnolipids biosynthesis 3-oxoacyl-[acyl-carrier-protein] reductase. Bases 1 to 885 code for a protein of 294 amino acids. The transcript has 3 exons. The record is from RefSeq and is a predicted model, not a curated record. Lineage: Eukaryota; Fungi; Ascomycota; Dothideomycetes; Mycosphaerellales; Mycosphaerellaceae.
AUGGCUCACUCAUCAGUAACCGCAGACCUGACCGUCGCCAACCUCUUCAACUUCAAGCAACAUGUCGUCCUCGUCACGGGCGGCGCAACUGGUCUCGGCGAGAUGGCUGCCCAAGCCUUUGUCCAGAAUGGUGCCAAGGUCAUCAUCGCCAGCCGGAAGAAGUCAGAACUGGAGAAGACAGCCAGUCGCUUGAACAGCCUUGGUCCAGGGAAAUGCGAGUACGUCGUAGCAGACCUCAAGGAUCGAGCUGGGUGUGAUGCGCUCUGCGCAGAAGUCAAGAAGAAGACUGAUCGUUUGACGGUUUUGAUUAACAACUCCGGUGCUACAUGGGGCGCUCCAUACGACGACUUCCCCGAAUCCGGCUGGGACAAACUAAUGGCCCUCAACGUCAAAGCAAUCUUCUACACAACCGUCGGCCUCCACUCCCUCCUCACCGCCAACGCCACAGCCCACAGCCCCUCCCGCGUCAUCAACAUCGCCUCCAUGGCCGGAAUUCAAACCCUCGACGUCACAACUGGCGACGAGGGAGGCCUCGCCGCCCCCGGUAGUGGUACCUUCUCCUACGGCCCAUCAAAAGCCGCUUGUAUCCAUCUUUCCCGCAUGCAGGCGAGUAAGUUGAUGCCGCACCAUGUUACAGUGAAUUGUAUCUGUCCGGGUGUCUUUCCGAGUCGCAUGACGGCGUAUGGGAUGGAGGCGUUUGGGGAGACGUUGGUGGCGGGACAGCCGUCGGGGAGGGUGGGCAAGCCGGAGGAUUUUGCGGGUCUGGUGUUGUUCUUGAGUGGACAGGGAGCUGGGCAUGUUACGGGGAAUGUUAUUGAGAUUGAUGGGGGGAGCACGAGGAGUGGGUUUAGGGGCAAGGCGAAGGCUGGGAAGGAGAAGUUGUGA